Molecule: messenger RNA, 699 nt
Organism: Lasiodiplodia theobromae
Lineage: Eukaryota; Fungi; Ascomycota; Dothideomycetes; Botryosphaeriales; Botryosphaeriaceae
Product: Aggrecan core protein
Exons: 2
Coding region: 1-699 (232 amino acids)
Source: RefSeq, a predicted model, not a curated record
AUGCCUCUUAUGACCAGGAGCGCCGCUAGCGAGCCCAACCUGUCUUCACGUGGCCGCAAAGACCUCUCAAUCGAUUCGGUCAUGAUGUCUCGCAGCCAGGAUCCAAGUCCCAAUGGCCGUAUGAUGCUUCACACAAGGCAGCCAGACUUCAAACCCACCAUGUACACCUAUGAUCCCAGCAAAGCUCCAAGCUUGUCCGGCCGCAAGAGACAGUAUCGUUCACAUAAUUCUAAGCCGCCUACAAGAGCAUCCUCGUUCGUCAUGAGCCCGCACAUCGUCACCAUGGUCGAGGAGCAAGAAGAAGUGGAAGAACAAGCUGGUAGCUCGUCUUCAUCCACCAAGUCACACGAAAGCGAGUCUUCCACGCAGUCCCAAUACCUCGAGAUGGCAAGAACGACUAGCAACCGCAUGCAACAGCAACAGGAUGAAGUGCUGGGUGAAGUGGGUACCCCCGCACCGGAGAUCCCGGCCCGCAAUCCCGCAAGGAACAGCAUCUCCUCUCGACGAACGUCCGUGGCGAGCAACACCGAGCCCAAGACGGAUUCGGCCAUCGCUACGCACCCCAGCAUCUCCAGCGAGCCGAAAGCCCCGGGGACUCUUGCCACAGCGGACAGGCCGGAAUCGCCCGGCCCCAAGUCCAAGAGGCGGACUUGGUUCAGCAGCAAGAAGCGACAGUCUGCUCCUGUUGAGGCGCAUUGA